AAGCUAGAAAGGAAGAAGAAAGAAGCAAGAAAAAGCUAGUGCAAUUUGGAUAUAUUUCGGAAGCUCUAGGAUUUCGAGUCUAAAUUGACAUUUUAGAAAAUGCCGAUUUCCCAAAUUGCCAUUGGAAGCCCGGCCGAGUUUGGCGAUUUCGGGACUCUCAAAGCCGCCCUGGCUGAGUUCAUCUCAGUGCUCAUUUUUGUGUUUGCCGGUGAAGGCUCUGGGGUGGCUUUCAACAAGCUGACUGAUAAUGGCUCGACAACGCCGGCCGGCCUUGUAGCCGCAGCUUUGGCUCAUGGCUUUGGACUGUUCGUGGCAGUGUCAAUCGGUGCAAACAUUUCCGGCGGGCACGUGAAUCCUGCUGUUACAUUCGGUGCCUUCCUGGGCGGGCACAUCACACUCAUUAGGGGUUUUUUGUACUGGAUCGCCCAGCUUCUUGGAUCUGUGGUUGCCUGCUUGCUUCUUAAGUUUUCUACCGGUGGACUGGAAACACCCGCGUUCUCUCUAUCUUCUGAUGUGACUGUAUGGAAUGCAUUAGUGUUUGAGAUUGUGAUGACAUUUGGGUUGGUCUACACCGUUUACGCCACAGCCGUGGACCCAAAGAAGGGUAACAUAGGCAUAAUUGCACCCAUUGCAAUUGGUUUGAUAGUGGGCGCCAACAUUUUAGCCGGCGGUGCCUUUGACGGUGCAUCCAUGAACCCAGCAGUUUCCUUCGGCCCUGCUGUGGUCAGUUGGUCAUGGGACAACCACUGGGUCUACUGGGUCGGCCCACUCAUUGGUUCCGCCAUCGCCGCCGUCGUCUACGAGCUCUUCUUCAUCAGCCCAAACACCCAUGAGCCGCUCCCCGCUACAGAUUUCUAAGCCAUAAAGAUCUCUCUCUUUCUCUUUCUCUUUCUCUUUUCUCGGUUUUGGAAAAGGGUUUCUUUUGGUUUCAGCUAUGGGUGUUUCGGUGUACGUUGUUUGUACCUUGCUGUUGUUAAUCGUUGAUUCUUGUGUAAGUUGAAACUGUCUUGUAUUCCUGCAAUCAUUUUGAUCAGUAAUGUCCAUCUGUGCUCAGUUUAAGAA
Molecule: messenger RNA, 1062 nt
Organism: Alnus glutinosa
Lineage: Eukaryota; Viridiplantae; Streptophyta; Magnoliopsida; Fagales; Betulaceae
Product: aquaporin TIP1-2-like
Exons: 3
Coding region: 100-858 (252 amino acids)
Biological process (GO): transmembrane transport; water transport
Cellular component (GO): membrane
Molecular function (GO): water channel activity
Source: RefSeq, a predicted model, not a curated record